CUCCAAUCGAUCGGAGCUCCAAAGCUCUAUCAUCUUCUUUUUAAUCUACCGCUAUAUACACUCCUCCACUCCUCCUUCCUGCCAAUCUCUACUCCUGCUCCUGCGGCAAGAUGUCUGACACCCCUGAAGGUAUCGUUGAAUACGCCUACGACAAUAUUACAGAAUGGUACCUGCAGUGGGUGAAGAACCAGAAAUCGCCGCGACAAAGAUACACCAAGAUGCUCCUGGACAAGCUGCAACCUUCACCCUCCAUUCUAGAGCUUGGCUGCGGUCCCGGAGUUCCGAUUCUGAAAAUGCUUCUCGACCAAGGCGCUCAAGUGGUCGCAAAUGACAUCUCAACCAAGCAGAUCGAGAUGGCCAAGGCCCGUUGCCCGGGGGCCAAGCUGGUUGCGGGCAACAUGACCACCCUCACUUUCGAGCCUGCGAGCUUCCAUGGUGUAAUCAGCUUCUAUACGCUGUUCCACCUUCCCCGGUCGCAGCUCAAGGCCAUGCUCACCACGAUCUAUGAUUGGUUGAAGCCCGGAGGUGUCUUCGUUUUUAAUCUUGCGACUCUCGACGAAGAAGAAAUCCACGGGGAAUUCCUGGGAUAUGGAAUGUUUUGGAGCAGCUACGGUGUGGAUGAGAAUCGGGCAAUGUUAACAGAAAUCGGGUUUGAUGUCAUGCAGGUGGAAGUAUUGGACGCAGGCGAUGGGAAUUUGGAGGAGGGGGAUCCGGACUUUGAUGCCGAGUUUAUGUGGGUAAUGGCACGAAAGAAAGAGUCUCCUGACGAUCCACGCAGUGUACAAGGAGCAUGAUGGUACUCUCUGUAUCUGUUCUGUCCUAUUCGCAUAGUUGAAUUUGUUGCCGUUGGUAGUUAUGAUAACUACCAAAGUCAGGAUCCAUUUGUGGUACUGUACAAAAGUACCCUGCACAUAUAGUAGUAGUAGCUAGUGGGGUUCUGUCAGUGAGUACGGAGUAUUCUAGAUCUCUUUCUUAUUAUUCUCUAUCUCUACUAGCCCGCCAUACAUGCUGCAAGUUAAAUAGGCAAAAACCAUUAGAAUUUAUAAACUUUUGGAUGCCGUCCAGCAGCAUAAGGAACUCCCCGUUCCAGCUACAUCAGUCGCCUUUGUACGUGGCUGAGGGUGAGGGGGUCCUCAAUGCGAGACGAUGCAAU
This is a messenger RNA of Aspergillus ochraceoroseus IBT 24754, 1153 nucleotides long. RefSeq names its product class I SAM-dependent methyltransferase. Lineage: Eukaryota; Fungi; Ascomycota; Eurotiomycetes; Eurotiales; Aspergillaceae. The transcript has a single exon. The coding region runs from base 111 to 794 and encodes 227 amino acids. The record is from RefSeq and is a predicted model, not a curated record.